This is a messenger RNA of Tetrahymena thermophila SB210, 3288 nucleotides long. RefSeq lists its product as hypothetical. The transcript is spliced from 2 exons. The record is from RefSeq and is a predicted model, not a curated record. Lineage: Eukaryota; Ciliophora; Oligohymenophorea; Hymenostomatida; Tetrahymenidae.
AUGAAAAAUAUUCCAAGGAAAGAUAAAGACAAAAAGCUUCUUCCUUAUGGAAUUUUAAAUAACAAAACAAGCCUCCCUGCUUUCUCUCUUAUUAAAAAGGAAGCGACAGGCUCUCCUGAGCGGUUUAAUGAAAAUUUAGGGUUUUUUAUUCCAAAAAAAAAUAAAAGAAAAAAUCUAGCAAAGACGACUGAUGAGUUACCAAUCGAUAGUGGUUAGAAAACUCCUUUAUUGAACUCUCAUCAAAAGUAGGAAAGCGAGGGUUAACAAAAUAAGGGUCCAGAUACUAAGACCCUUUUAGCAAGAAUGAAUUAUGGUGGUAUGCAGGGAUAAUUGAAUGGAUAAUAUUCUACAAGCUUACUAGCAUCUCAAAGAGAGGCAAGUAAGAAAUAAAUUAAUCAGCAAUAGAAAUUAGAAUCACUUUUUAACGGAUAGAAAAGUACAUUAGCUGUUAGCAGUAGUACGCCAAAUAAUUUGUUUAAUGGAAACUUCGAGCAGCAGAUUUUUGAACAUGGAGAUUUCUUUUACUAGAGCUCUCAAGCAGGGAUGAUAAGCAAAGAAUAAAUACUUUAAAAGUUUUUAAAUAGAUCUUACUAAAACACUCGUAAACGUAUUGAUUUGAUGAAUUCAACUGAUAAAUUUCCAGUAGAAGUUAAAAAAAAGCUAGAACAUUGGAAUUCCAUUUCAAAUUUAUUGGAUAAUGAUAUCGAGGAAAAGUUGCAUCUUUAUUCUGAUUUGUGGAGCAUCGCAGAGAAAUAUACAGAAUUAAAUUAAUAUCUAACUAAUAUUAUCAAGUCUAUUUACAACAUUUACUUGCAAUCAAUUCAGCAGGGAGAUACUUGGAAGGAAAAGCUAGCUUUCUAUGAAGAAAGAGUGUAGCAAAUUACUACACAAAAAGAUUAAGUGACUGAAAUGCUCAAAGAAAAAAAUAAUAUAUUAAAAAAGUUUAUUGAUAUGGGUAAUAUGGAUGAAUAUAAAUCAAAAAAAGAAAAACGUGAAAAUUAUUUAACUUUUGAAAACACUAAAUUAGCAGCUGAAAAUCAUAUGUUAGCAGAAAAAUUAAGGAUUCUUGAAACAGGCUCUGAUAUCUUUCUGUUAAAAGAGCAGCUUACAAAGUUGACUCAAGAAACAGAAGCAAAGGUCCUCAAGAUAUAAAAAGAAGCUGAUUUUAAAGACAGAGAAUUGUAAAAAAGAAAAUUAUAAAUUACAUAAAUGCAGGGAACUCUUUCGAAGAUUGAAGUUGAAGUUAGGUAGCUUAGAACCAAAAUGGAGGAAACGGAGAUAGAAUCGAAGGAGUUAAAAGAAUAAAAUAAGGAAUUAGUUUAAAAAUUUAAUAAAUAUCGAGAGUUAGCUUUGAUGACUCAUGAAGAUUACUAAGGGAUGAUACUAAAGACAAAUGAGUAGAGAGUUCUUUUAAAUACUUUGAGAGAGAAAUCUCAAGCUUUAAAGGCUAAAUUGGAUAGGUUUACUAUUGCCAGAAGUAAGGAAGUAGAAGUACCAAAUGAUGGAUCAUUCCCUAAUGAUUUGAAUAUGCUCAAACUUAUUUAAAGUGACUUUAGCAAAGACAAAACCUAUUUCAAACUCUUGCUUUAGCAGGCUCAAAAUGUUCAAAAUAGGGAAUUUAAUUCAGACCCUGUCAAAUAAAAAUUUUUAGAAACUCUAACUCAAUUUGCAGAGAAAGGAGAAGCAGCUGAUUUACAAAGUAAAAAGGAAGUGGAAGUCCCAAUUGCUUCACUGCAGGUUUAUAAGCCCAAUUAUUAUAUUUUUGUCGAGCAAGUAGCAAAAAAUUAUGAGCUGGACAUGCAAAACAUGAAGAGUAGAAAGAUUAGCACAGCUUUCAUUGGUAAUUUAAGAGCAAUAUUAGACUCUAAAUACAAUGAAAUUUUAAUGUUUGAAAACACUCCUAAAUAAAUCAGUAAAUUUCCUGAUUUUGUCUAUUCUUGGUUGGGUAAAUUCACUGUUGACUAGAAUAGCAGGUAGAUACGUCUGCUUUAAGAGUCUGAGAAAAUCUAGGUCGAUGACUCUAGAGUCAUAUUUUUAUUAGAUUUAACGAAUCCUAAGUUCGUAGGAAUAUGGGAAAUAGUCACAUUUAAGGAAUUUUUCAGUGAAAAGGCAUCAAUCGAUGAAAUUUACUUCUACCUCCAUUGUAGAAAUAUGCUGUUCAAAGGACCUUGCAUGUAGAGACAUGAAUCUACUUUUGACAUUUAUCAAUAUGUUUUUAUGGAAUAAGCAGAAUAGUUAAUUGACCUUAUGAUGAUUAGAUUCGAUCCAGUAAAUGUCAUGCUGAUAAAAAAACAACUUAAGGAAAAAGUCAAAGUAAAAAAAGAGAAGAAUUUGGUUGAGUCAGGAUUUAUUUUACGUAUCCUCCUUGAAUUUUAUCGUAUUGAAAAGAAAAAUAGGUAUAAAUUACUGAGGGAAGCUUUCCUUGCCUAAUCUUCAAUGGGUUCUUCAGGAAAAUUCUGCAUAAAUUUCCCUUCCUUCAAGAAAAUAUUGCUCCUUAAUUUCUCUGAAAGCACUGAACAAGAAUUAGCAGAAAUUUAUAGAGAAGCUUAUUCGCUAGGAUAAGGCAGUGUGACAGUAGAUUUGUUUUAUACAGUAGCAAAUGAGAGUUGCUUCUUUUUGAAAUACCUUUAAUUAAAUAGUUAUGUAAAAGUUCCUCAAUUAGAUUCAUAAAACAAUAUCUUAGAUGAUGAUUAAAAUAUUUGUUAUCGCUACUUUUAUAAUGUGUUUGAUACUAUAAAGUAAUAUCAAGAUAUUUUAACUCAUGAAGCUCUUCAGCUUGGUAUUGAUAGAAUUUAUAACGAGAUGGAAGAAAUAAAUUAUUAAAUAGCUCACAAAUUCUAGCAAGAUGUGCUAGAUUUGAGAGGUAAGCCAUUCUUUUUGCAACUACAAAGAAUGAUGACUCUUUGGUAUUAAAUCAAAACAUUCAAAGUAUUUAAUACAUACAUGCUACCUCCAUAAUAUAAUUAUGGUUUUGAUGUAAAUACAAUGGUGUUGAAAGAUUUUGAUAAUAUGCAAAGACUUUUAAGUGAUCUCGAUUCAUAUAUUUAUCAUAAAAAGAUAGAACAACUAGAAAAAAAUAACAAACUACGUAAAGUCUAAAAAUUAUGUAGAUAAAAAAUCUCUAAAUUCUACUCCUUUGUGUCUUCACUCCUAAGUGCUAAACUAAAAGCUUCAGUCAAAGAUAAAGAAAAGAAUAAUCGCCGAAAAAGCUCAAUAAAGCAAUUAGAGCCUCCUGUUGAUCCUUCUUAAUCCAAGAAGCUUAUUCCAUCAAAAUAAAAGCUGGCUUGA